GCCCUCAGUGUGCGUAUGACCUUUGACCCUGCGCAAACGUGCCAUCAUGCCAGCCCAGUCCGCCAUAUUGACUGUUGUCUUUUGCCUUGAGAAGAAGAUAAGCGAGAACAUUUGCAGCGCUUGGAAAAGAGAAACAGUUUUAAAAAAAUAAACAAACAAAUCCGAAACCGCUUUUCCGUCGAGCUCGUAAAUCAGCGCAAGUCCGUGCCGAGGGGGAAUUUAUCAACAUGGCGAGGAAGAAGAGCAAACAGGCCGGAGUUGGGAAUAAAGAGCAGAGUUUGUCGAAGAGCCCCGGCGGAGGAGGAGAUGCAGGAGCAGCAGCUGCAGCCAGGAGCACUCAGUCGGUGCACACGUGCUGCUUGCUGUGCCAUCGGGAGUUUAAGGACUGGGGCUCGGGCCUGGCCAACGGGCUCCCGGGCCACGGCUCCAAGCUGGCCGACGCCGUCCCGGCGCUCUCACAGGCCCUGCUGAGGGAGGCGCCGGGGCGCAAGCUGGCAGACGCCGUGCCUUCGCUGUCGCAGUCGCUGCUGGGCGAGGUGCCGCUAUGGAUCUGCCAGAGCUGCCGCAAGAGCGUGGAGGAGGAGGAGCGGAGGGCGGUGCAGGAGCAGAGCGUGCCGGCACCGCUAUCCCACUCGUCCUCAUGUAAGUCGCAGAAUUGUGGGAACGGUUACCCAGAGCAAAACUCGGUGGACUGGGAUCCCAGCUCCUUCCUGUCGGCCCGGAAGCUCUCGGGCCUUUGGAACUCAACACACACGAACACGGGAGCUCACUGCAACCACGGCACUGCUACUCACUCUCAGCAAGCAGGCGGAACGGCAGGACCAACCUGUCACGAUAAAAGAUCGUCUCACGAGGCAUCCGGGACCAAAGUGUGUCCCUAUAGUCACCCAGCGUCCCCCAGUGCCACAUCCACCGCUACACCACUCUCUACCUCCGCUGAGCUCUGCAAGACCUCGGCCAAGCACUUCAAAACCAUGUGUAGGAGACCAACUCCUCCAGGUGAAGCGUUUCACCCGAACGAGCAGCACCAGCCGUCGGCGGACCUGUCCGUUCCACCCAACAGCCCGACGGGUCUCUCUUCUUCCCAGAAUUCAUCUCUGCUGCCCCCCUCCACCAAACCCACAUCCAAUCAGCACGCUCCGUUCACUCCGCUAGCACCAAACCUCAGCGCCAAGCACUCGGGCGGGCAGGAAAAACCCAGCACCUGCAAAAACGCCAAACUGAGCUCCUCCAUGAUGGGCUGCAAUCACCCGUGUAACGGACACAACACCAACGGCGCCAGCGCAGCCUCCACUAACGCAGCUCAUCUAACAGCCAGCACGUGCAGGGACCAGGCGUGUAAAGGGCACAAGCUGGUGAACGGUUCGUCGUUGUGCCAGCAGGCAGCGUGCGAGGGGGACGAAGUGGAGGACGAGGACAGCGGCUCCGAGCGCAGCUCCUGUGCCUCGUCUUCCACGAACCAGCGUGACGGCAAAUACUGCGACUGCUGCUACUGCGAGUUCUUCGGACAUAACGCGCCCCCUGCAGCUCCCACGAGCCGGAACUACGCGGAGAUCCGAGAGAAGCUCCGCUCGAGGCUGACUCGUCGUAAAGAGGAGCUGCCUCAGAGGCAGGACCUGGACCCGGCUGUAACGAGCGCCAUAGAUCACCGGGACGUCGAUGAGCUUCUCCACUUCAUCAACUCCACAGAACCUAAAAGGGUCAACAGCGCCAAGGCCGCCAAACGUGCUCGGCACAAACAGAAGAAGAAGGAGAAGGAGCGUGCGCAACAAGCAGGCAGCGAGCAGCGUUCGUCCUCUUCUCCUCAGCCAGAGGCGAUGGAGGAAGUGGAGGAGGAGGAGCGUGCUCCAGACGGUGAGGCUGGCAGGCUACUCGAGUGGCCUCAGCUGGAGCUGGAGCGCGUCAACAGCUUCCUAACGUCUCGCCUCGAGGAGAUCAAGAACACCAUCAAGGACUCCAUUCGCGCCUCGUUCAGCAUGUACGACCUCAACCUCGACGUCAGCGACUUCCCCAAAAAAGCCGCCUCGCUAGAGGGCCAGCGCCUGCUGCCUCACCUCAACGGUUCAGCGACUGAGCCGCAGCAGAUCGACCUGGACCUCGCGCCGCUCUCGUUUAAAAACUUUAAAAAGAGCGUGAAGAUUCUCCAAGGCCUUACUAGCGAGAAUAACAACAGCAGCCCCCCUCCCACCGCCGCCCCCACCCCCACCCCCACCAACAACAAUAAUACCACCGUUAACACCGCUCCUGCUCCUAACGACGCACCCAAAUCCAAAGACGAGACCAAGAACACCACGGGCAACGCCGUCAAAACAAAGAAGGGCAAGAAAAACCAGCGGCAACAGCAGGAGCAGGCGUCCCAGGAGCAGCAGGCUAACUUCAAACCAGCUAAAGCGACAUCUGGAAAUCAGGAGAAAAGCAACGAGACUGAGAAAGGAGCCAGGGGAGGGUGCAGAGGAGCCCCGCAGCACGGGGAGAGUCAGAAAACAGGGAGCAAAAAGGUAGAGGAAAGCAAGCAAGCCUCCAAGCACAACGGCAACGCAGCCUCGAACGGGAACCAUCACUCGGGUUCCAGCACGCAGAGGGGGAAGAAUGACAACGAAACGCGAAGCAACAAAUCGGAGCACGAAGCAGACGGGAAAAGCAACUCAAACAACGUAGUCAACUCUCAGAACUCGCAGCAGCAACAACAGUCCAAAGGAAAGAAUAAGAAGAACAAGAGCAAGACGGAAAAGUCCAGCAGUGCUAUUGACGACGUGUUCCUCCCGAAAGAUCUGGAUCCGACGGAGAUGGACGAGAUUGAUCGCGAGGUCGAAUACUUCAAGAGGUUUUGUCUCGAUUCAGCAAAACAGACGCGACAGAAGGUGGCCGUGAACUGGUCCAACUUCAGCCUGAAAAAGAUGCCGUCGAACGCAGCGCAGUAACACAGCACGCACUCGCACACAUACACAAACACACAUACACACACACACGCCUGGAUGAUGGUAACCGGAGAACCCCCAACUUCCCAAUAGGACUCGACUCUCUUGGCCACCUGAUUGGUCACUCUAGUCUGUAGCCACUGUACUCCUGAUUUGAUUGGAUGGAGGUCGCCGCCUGUCUCUGCCCCUCUCUCAGUACGCCACGGGACCUCGUCACACAGUCUGUAAUCGUCCAGAGUUUUUACUGUAUCUCUUAGUAGAGCGGGAUCACUCGCAGGAAACCUCAUUGCUUCAUUUUGUAGUGUGUAAAUAAUGAUUUUACAAUAAAAAAAAAGGUUUUAAACCCCAAACCAUGGCACACCUCGGCCCGUCAACCCACAAUGUCUAUUUAUUUAUUUCUUUUUUUUUUUUUUUUCCAAAAGGUACUUUUUAUUCUGACAUGUGCUCAUUGACAAAUACUGCAGAUACUGACAACAUUACAGAAAUGACAUUGGGUUUUUAUAGUGAGGACAGAACUAGAACGACCACGUGCUUUACUAAUCGCAGUGUCGUUACUAAUAAUCACGUGUGGAGGGAAAUGUUCUGGACUUGUCUGUAUCAAACGUCUCACUAGGAGCAUCACGUAAUACGUACGUUAUAUUUAUUUCCCAGCAUACGUUGUUUUAUCCUGUUCACUACUCGCAGUAGUUUAUUUUUAAGUCGGUCACGUUCCGUAAAUUACGAUGAAAUGUGUCACGCUGAAUUACGAUGAAAUAGUUUAUUUUUAAGUCAUUCAUGUUAAAUUAUGAUGAAAUCUAUAAUUUAUGCUAUAUAAUAGCUAUGUCAUAUCCCUCACCACAACUUCUCAGAGACUCCACCUGAUUUUAGAUCAAUAUCAGAAGUGCCAAUAUUUACGGUGUAGACAUAGCAUUUUUGAUUUUUGAUCUCCUUCGUGCGGAGAUACACCUGAAAACUACCAAACAUGAAUAAAAAUCAAGGAAGGGGAAAGGAUGCAGGAUGAGAAAUGCUUGUUUGCGGUUUCUUUCCUCCAUUCCGACUUUAUCUACUACGUAAAUUCUUGUGAGCCAAUAGAAAUCAAGUAGGCGGGGCUGUUGUUUUUUUUUUUGGCCAGAAAAUUAAAACGGUGCAGCUUAUUAUGAAGUAGCACUCGCACCAGAUUUUUGCCUCUCUGGGGGUAAAAAAAAAAAAAAAAAAAAAGGAUGAUCAUGCGCUAGUAAAAGUCAUAAAAAGCUGUUUAAUUUUUUUCUGCCUGUGAGUAGUUGCUCUGAGACGUGUGAUAAAUACAAGCCCGGGGACGUGAAGUACUUACAAAGGUUACAGUGUGGGACCAUGUGAAACAUAUUUGCCCUUAUUAUGAAUACAAUUUCUGAAGUUGGACAAAUUUAAAAGAAAAAAAAAACAACAAAAAAAAACACUAAUAUAUACAGCGAUGGUGUAUCUAAUACC
Messenger RNA from Pangasianodon hypophthalmus (striped catfish), 4364 nucleotides. It is a transcript of the gene fam193b, whose product is annotated as family with sequence similarity 193 member B. The coding region runs from base 228 to 2921 and encodes 897 amino acids. Gene Ontology annotation, cellular component: nucleus; cytoplasm. The record is from RefSeq and is a predicted model, not a curated record. Lineage: Eukaryota; Metazoa; Chordata; Actinopteri; Siluriformes; Pangasiidae. The transcript is spliced from 10 exons.